Messenger RNA from Hippocampus zosterae (dwarf seahorse), 8429 nucleotides. RefSeq names its product protein tyrosine phosphatase non-receptor type 13 (gene ptpn13). Lineage: Eukaryota; Metazoa; Chordata; Actinopteri; Syngnathiformes; Syngnathidae. The coding region runs from base 347 to 7960 and encodes 2537 amino acids. The record is from RefSeq and is a predicted model, not a curated record. The transcript is spliced from 48 exons. Gene Ontology annotation, cellular component: nucleus; cytoplasm; cytoskeleton. Gene Ontology annotation, molecular function: phosphatidylinositol 3-kinase regulatory subunit binding; protein tyrosine phosphatase activity. Gene Ontology annotation, biological process: peptidyl-tyrosine dephosphorylation.
CUGGGAGGGGUUAGUUUGGUCCGCUCGCUUCCCACAGCAGUUAUGAUAACUUGGCCGGCUGCGAGCGAGUGACGCGCCGUGGUUUCGCACCCAAAACACACGGCUCGGUGAUAGCUUGUUUCCUAGCAGGUGAAAUUGAGGGACCGGGAGACCAACUUUGAGCGGGAUAUACUUAUCUAUCUAAACGAGGAGGGCAACCUGUCGCCCACCCUUCUCCCUCUCUAAGAUGUUGCUUUGUGGAUGGGAUGGCGUCUCGUCCCGUUUGUCUGCGCAUUUAUAGCCCAACCGGACAAGCAAAUUUAGCCACCCCUGUGUCUCCAUUGUAGCGAUUCUGUUCUCCGGGAAGAUGCACGUGUCGCUGGCAGAAGCCUUGGAGGUCCGAGGCGGUCCUCUCCAGGAGGAGGAGGUCUGGGCGGUGCUGAGCCAGAGUGCCGAGAGCCUCCAAGAACUCUUUCACAAAGACCCCUCAGCGAUGGGCUUCAUCAUCUCCCCAUGGUCUCUCCUGCUCAUGCCCUCAGGCAACAUCUCCUUCACAAACGAGUACGUCACUCAGCAGGACCUGAGAGCCUUUACAGCGCCUGAAGUGCUGGAGGGCAGCUCCCUUACGUCUGUCGCCGAUAUAGAAAAGAUGCACAUGUACUCUUUGGGGAUGACCCUCUACUGGGGAGCGGACUACGAGAUACCCCAAAGCCAGCCUAUGAAGUUGGGGGAACACCUAAACAGCCUGCUCCUCAACAUGUGCGACGAUGUCACACUGAGCCGAAUGUCGCUGCGCACGGUGCUGGACAUCUGCAGCAAACACAUUCGAAAUUCCACUUGUGACCCUCCGUUUUCGUAUGUUCGAAAGCUGGUCCGUUUGGUCCUUGGGAGCCUUUCCCAGCUGGACGGUCUGCUAACCGACAGAGAGUCUCUUCCCGAGCGCAGUAAGGAAAUCCGGGAGAGGUUGAGGGGGAAAGGCUUACCUUCAGGAAGGAGUGCUGCCCCCAGGGUGCUGGAGCGCUACCGGGCCAGGACUCAGGAGCAGAGCUCUCUCAACCGGGGCCUCAGUCGCUCUAUGGGAUCCCUGCCGGUGCACAACAUCAUGAGGGGGGAUGAAGGAGCCGCCCUCCACUACCCUCACUGCGACUAUCACCCCGACUCGGAAUGUCCCGGCGAAAUGUGCCCCACGUUUGUCUCACUCCAGCACCAGCACUCCUACCCCUACCUGCACCCACUUCACCCCCAGCAAAAAGGCCGACCCGUGGAACUGGACCGCAGGUCUUUACCCUUCCACAGCACAGACCCCAGGGCAGCCCAGGCCAGGAAGACCUGGGCGUCCUCCGUGGACUUGGCCUGCAUCGACCCGGAGGCCCUUCGUUUCGGAGCUUUGGAGGACGCACGGCGAGGCAGCAACGCAUUAACCACGCAAACUAUUGGCAGGAUGAAAUCGCCGUUUGGCGCAUCCAUAGAGAGGGACGCUCGCUAUUAUGAAUUUGGUGGGCUCAAGAGCCGGAAUGCCCAUCACCUCUCGACACCAUCAGUCGGCUCGGGCCUGCCCGGUGCCUACGACCGCAUCAAGGAGCGGCAGAGGAAGCUGCAGAUGCUGCGACAAGCCAUGGAUGAACCCAAUCUCACCCACCACCGGCACCACAGUGAUUACAGUUCCUCCAGUGAAAGCCCCUCGGUUGCCUCCUCUGAUCCCGACUACAGGCAAGGGAAGAAAACGCCCGACCCGAGGCGAUUCGGCUCUCAGCUGGCGCUCUCCUCAGAACACGACUCCUUGUCCAUAACGAGUCACAACACGCAGAGGCACAGGCAGUAUGAAGGAGCAGCUGAUGAAGGUUUGGCUGGAGCUGAGCUGCUCCUCCAGAAGCAGGAGGAGGAGGUGCAGCGUCUACAUGCACACCUGGCCAAUAGGUUGUCCCAGGGCAACAUCUACACCUUGGAUGACCCGCUGGCUCCUUCGCGCACUUCCAUGUUGGACCUCCAGGACCCGCCUUACACUUCCUCGAUGCCGCUGCGAAAAGCCAAGCUGUUCCACGGACCAGAGUUUGUGAAGAUGGCGAGUGAGCCCAGCGUUGCACUUAACGUUCCCGCUUCCAUCAUGAAGCGUAAGGGUGAGGAAGUGCAGAGGAAGCUGAGCGUGGUGCUGCUGAGCGGCCAGAAGCUGGAGUUGAGCUGUGACGUCAAGGCCUCGGGUAAAGACGCGCUGGAUAUGGUCAUCGCCCACGUUGGCCUGGUCGAACGCCAUCUCUUUGGCCUCGCUUACCUCACAGAAAAUGAGUUUUUCUUCAUUAAUCCUGAUGUCAAGCUGUCCAAAGUGGCGCCUGAGACUUGGAAGAAGAAAUCUGACGUGCCUUUUAACCUUUUCUUACGCAUCAAGUUUUUCAUUGAUGACGUCAACCUAAUUCAACACGCUAUGACCAAACAUCAGUACUAUUUACAGCUGAGGAAGGACAUUCUGGACGAGAGGAUGCGCUGCGACAUGGAAAAUGCCAUCUUUUUGGCCUCCAUAGCACUUCAAGCAGAGUAUGGUGACUACCAACCUGAGCAACUCCACGGGAAGACGUACUUCAGAGCCGAGCACUACCUGCCUGUGUCAGUCUUGGAUAAGAUAGACCAGGCGACCAUCAAGGAGGAGCUUCCAAAACUUCACAGGAACUACUACGGAGCGUCUGAGUCGGAGGCCGAGUUUGAGUUUCUCAAGGUAUGCCAGAGGCUGACCGAAUACGGGGUCCAUUUCCACCGUGUGCUCCCUGAGAAGAGGUCCCAGACUGGCAUCAUGCUGGGCGUCUACUCCAAAGGGGUUCUCAUCUUUGAGGUCCUUAAUGGAAAUCGAACCCCGGUGCUAAAGUUCCCCUGGAGGGAGACAAAGAAGAUUUCAUUCACAAAAAAGAAGAUUUGCCUUCAAAACACAUCGGAUGGAAUCAAGCAUGUUUUCCAGACAGACAACAGCAGUACAUGUCAGUAUCUGCUAGAGCUCUGCUCUGACCAUCACAAGUUUCACCAGCAAAUGAGGGCUCUCCAAAGCAACCAGGAGCUCCAGGAACUCGUGAACAGCCCCCCGACUAGUUUGCAGUAUAACACGGAUCGUCAGGGCGCGGUAAGCCGAACGUUGAGCUCAGACAGCCUGGCCCCCGCCCUUUCCACACGCUCCAACCCAGAGCACCUGAAGAGGAUCUCCUACUCGGAAGCAGCACUCAACAAAGCUCUAGCUGGCUCCGUUCUGGCCCAGGACAAGAUGAACUUUCCAGGGUUCCAUCCAGCGAAGGUGCAACCUAAUCCCCGGGCCAUGAGCCGCUCCCUUCACAACCUUGGGCAGACACUGGAGGCCUUCCAGCACAGCGCAGCAGAACCGUAUAGCAGUGGUUUGGCACAGACACAACCCAGUUCGGACACGGACUCGCUCUCGCAUCAAAACAACACUCCCGCCUGGAGCCACUUUGAGUCCAAAAGAGAAUCAGACUCCUCUUCCAUAGAGGAUGCAGGCCAGGCUUAUGUAAUGGGGGUCAGCACGCACAGCUCCUCUGGACUAUCCUCCACUCCAACCUCUGCUAAUGAUUCCUUCAAGAAAAAAGUGAACGCGUUGCCAUCUCCAGAGAGACAAAUCACAUCUGUAAGCCUGAAGAAAGAUGUGAAAUAUGGCCUGGGGUUCCAGGUGGUGGCUGAGGACAACUCAGGUCGUACUGAAAGGGGCACUCUCAUCAGCUCUGUCACACCCGGGGGUCCCGCUGAUGUUAAUGGUUAUCUCAAACCCGGAGAUCGCCUGAUUGCUGUCAACGACCUGAACUUGGAAGGUCUCUCCCAUGCCGACACCAUUCAAGCGCUCCAAAAUGCUCCGGAUGAUGUCACGCUGGUGGUUUUGCAGCCUGCAGAGAGACUGUACAACGAGUCUUCACCUGGCUUGUCCCCAACCAAGACCAAAUCUACUCUGGUAGCACUCAAGUCUGCUCAGCCCGAACUGCAAUCUCCUUCAACUGAUCACCCAGCAAUAGUGCGAUCCAGCCCUCCGGCCCCCCAUCACCCGCCUUCACCCACCUUCCAAGCCCGGUUCAGUUCUCCACCCUCUCAAGACAUGAUGAGCACCAUUCCAACCAUCAUCCUGCCCACUUCAAGACAAGUCGAGCAGUGCUUGGAAAGGGCAAACACCACGCUUGAAUCCCCAAAUUCGUCCUUGGAUCCUCUGCCGCCGGCAUUGCCUCCCAAAACCCGGAAGACAAAACUCUUAGAAGCUCCGAAGCUUUCGGAGUACUCCGACGGUGGGGAUUCUGACGUGGAUGAUGAAAGUCACUCCAAAAGUCCGGAGAAAUUAAUGGUCCAUCAGGACUACCGCCGAGAACAUUUAAAUGGUAAUGCCUCAGGUGUCGGUAGCCUCCGGCCCGGAGAGUUAUUUGACAUUGAGCUGUCAAAAAAAGACAGCAGUCUGGGCAUAAGUGUCACGGUACUGUUCGGCAAGGGGGGAGUGAACACGACUAUUCAGCAUGGUGGCAUCUAUGUGAAGGCCAUACUUCCGAAAGGAGCUGCAGAGAUGGAUGGAAGGAUACAUAAAGGGGACCGCGUGGUGGCCGUCAAUGGAAAGUCACUCGACGGCGCCUCUCACCAGCAGGCCGUCGACGCUCUCAGAGACACGGGUCAGACGGUUAAUUUGUUGCUCGAGAGAGGUCACCCACCCACGGAAAAGAUCCACGCACCCGUCACCCCUCUGUGCACACCGCAGCACUCCGGCAACAGCAGCCUCCGGGAGCCGGGCAAGAGUAAGGCAACGGCACAGCAGCGCAAGGAUGAGCCAGAGUAUAGCUUUUUAACGCCAGACAAUGUAUUUGAAGUGCGCCUGGUGAAGAACGCCUCCGGACUGGGCUUCAGCUUCAGUCGGGAGGAGUAUAUCCCGGACGAGGCUCCGGGCUCGAGUAUGGUGCGCGUGAAAAAACUGUUCCCCGGUCAGCCGGCUGCUGAGAGCGGCCGUAUCAACGUUGGUGAUGUCAUCAUGCGCGUCAAUAAAACACCCCUCAAAGGACUCUCACAGCAUGAGGUAAUUUCUGCCUUGCGAGGAACGGGACAAGAAGUGACAUUGCGCCUUUGUAGACCGGAACGAGGCGUUCUUCCAGAGAUGGACGCUUCGGCUUUGACACCCAACCGAUCACCCCGUAAACUCACUCCAACCAAGUCUGAUCUCCCAAGGACCGAAUAUGCCGCUCCGCCGAAUGACAAGAGGCAUCAAAGCAGCGUGGAAGAAGCCCUGGAGAGACUGCGAAUCAAAUCCACUGAUAGCGCCGAGGACUUCCAGGAAACUCUGCGUCUGAAGAACUCCGACCGUGUGGAGGACAUCCUGGACAGGCUGCAAGUCAAGAGCCCCGGCCGACGCAACAGCUACAGCGACAGCACGGACGGCGACGAGGAGGUCGAGGAAACAUUCAGCCCGAGCGCCCUGGAGCACAGCGGGCAGUCGUGGGACCUCGGCGUCUACCAGAACCUGAGUGACAACAGCCUGGGACUCGAAUCCUUCAGCAGCAGCCGCCAGCUGGACGACAGCAUCUACUCGCCGCAAAUGGCCAUGACCAGACUGGAACAAAGCAAGAGGAAUCAAGAGUCCUCCCGUACAGCUCCGAGUCCAGAUCCCCUUCCUCCGCCUCUGCGCAUGCCUUUAAACCACGCUGUGCCCACAAAUGGUACAGAGAUGGAUGAACUUGUCCCGGUAGUGGAGCUGAAGGUCUCACUAAUGAAGUCUGAAAUGGGCAGCCUUGGCUUUACACUGACCAAAGGCCGCGAUCACGGUUGUUACAUCCAUGACAUUGUUCAGGAUCCCGCCAAAAGCGACGGACGGCUCAGGCCCGGGGACAGAAUGCUCAAGGUGAACCAGAAAGAUGUGAGCAGCAUGGGCCACACCCAGGUGGUGGAACUUGUGCGUGCAGAGCCUCGGUUGGUGAACUUGGUUGUGGGUAGAGUGUUGGAUGACUCAAAACCCUACAUCGAUGCCCACCUGCUGCCCGACAUUUGCUUUCGAGACCUCCACAAACCACUUGGUCUGGUUUUGGACGGCGGUCGGGACAGCGCGUACGGGCUUGUGUUUGUAAAAGACAUCCUAACAGGAUCAGCGGCCUUUGAUGAAGGCACCCUGAGGCCAUUGGACCUCAUCCAUUACAUUAAUGGUGCACCCACUCAGGAACUUACCCUCAGCGAGAACACCAGAUUGUUGGAACUUUCUUGUGGCGACUUAACUCUUAAAGCCACAAGGGAUGGCAAGCCUGUGUAUCCUGGGAAAUUGUCCUCUCUGAAUAGUAACAUCAGCUCCAGUGUCUCAUCUGGCAUCAAUGGGUUCCUCACCGCAGAAGAUCCAAUGGAGACCGAGUUUUUCACAGUGCUGUCUUCUUUAGAGGAGGAGGUAAUUAAGCUGGAACUGGACAAGCCGAACUCGGGAGGUCUCGGUUUCUCCGUGAUCGGCGGUGAGCGAGGUAUAUUCGUCAAGUCCAUCACAGCAGGAGGAGUGGCCGAGGCCUCGGGCAAGUUGCAAGUGGGCGACCGGCUGUUGAAAGUGAACGAGGAGCCAAUGACCGGUGUCUCGCAUACCAAAGCUGUCACCACCAUCCGCAAAGCUAAAGGCCUGGUACGCUUGAUGGUGUCCAGGCCGCCCGGCCAGAACCCCAACACCUACAUGGCCUAUCUGCCAAUCAACACGAAUAAGUGCAACGGAAACACAGAUCUCAGUGAGGACAGCGGGGUGAAGUCCAAGUUGGGUAGUCCCCAUAACGUACUGAAUUCCGGCUGUCCACCAUUACCGCCGGCCGACUAUGACGAAGGUCCGCCCAAUCCCAAAAGAGAGCACAGUGCCGAACUCUCCGAAGAUACAGACUACGACGGAUCCUCCUUACCCGAAGACUCGCCCGAGAGUUCUCGUAAAGUGCAAUGGAUGGAGGAGAGUGUGGACGCCCCCAGCAAUGAAAAUUACCUGCAAAUGAGCGCUGGCCGGCCAGAAGACGACGACGAUGACGACAUCACGUGGGGCAGUGAUGAGCUGCCCAUUGAAAACCUCGAUUCCAAAUUCAGAAAAGCUGGGCCAAUCAUCACAGAAGACGAGCUGACCUCCUUGCCGCUUGUUGAGGUGGUCCCCGAUGGCCAGUAUACAGGUGUCAACCUCAACGGCGUUGUGCGCAUGAUGAAGGGGCUGCUGGAACAGAAAGUCCCCCAGCAGGAAUUUGAGAAUCUUCAAAAUCUUCAACCUCUGGACGACUGUUUGGUUGGCCAGACGAAGGAGAACAAGAGAAAGAACCGCUACAAGAAUAUUGUCCCCUUCGACACCACACGAGUGGUGCUCGGUACAAAUGGCGGUUAUAUCAACGCCAACCACAUCAAGAUGCCCGUGAAGGAUGAGGACUUUGCAUACAUCGCCUGCCAGGGACCCCUGCCCACCACUAUGGGCGACUUCUGGCAGAUGGUGUGGGAGCAGAAGGCCAAUGUGGUCGCCAUGAUGACGCAGGAGAUUGAGGGCGGCAAAGUGAAGUGCCAACGGUACUGGCCAGACUCGCCGGGCACCACCGAGAUGGUGGACGAGCGCCUGCAGAUCAAGUUGCUCAAGGAUCAAUACCUGGACCACUUUGUCAUCAGACUCAUGGAGGUCAAAGAUGUGACGACGGAUGAAACGCAGCUGGUGACGCACCUGAACUACACGGGCUGGCCCGACCACGGGACGCCAUCUCAGCCCGAACAGCUGCUCACCUUCAUCUCUUAUAUGCGGCACGUGCACCGCUCGGGCCCCAUCGUCACACACUGCAGCGCUGGCAUCGGACGUUCCGGGACGCUUAUUUGCAUCGACGUGGUCCUUGGGCUUAUCAGCAAAGACGCCGACUUUGAUAUUUCGGAUGUGGUACGGAACAUGAGACUUCAGCGAAAGGGAAUGGUCCAGACAGAGGACCAGUAUAUCUUCUGCUACAGGGUGAUCCACUACGUCCUGGAAUGCCUUCAAGAUGAGAAGAACAUCUCAGGAUAGUCAAUGGGCACCAGCAGAAAAAGGCCAAAUCAUCAAAAGUGAUUUUAAAAUACCGUAAAUAUUAAUUCCACACCACUAUUAGUGUCCAUUCUUUUUAAAGAAAUAUAUUUUUUAUUAUGUUUGCUUUUUUUUUUUUUUUAAGUUCUCUUCCUUUUGGCUGCUACCCCUCACCCCCUUCGUACAACGUUGAGAACUGCUGAUUGUAUUUCUUAUGUCCACCUAUAAAGAGAACGCUAGUGUUUUAUUUUCCGGAUAAAACGAUGACACACAUGGACCAAUGACAUCAUAUUGUAUGUAUGAGGAACAAAAUUGUAACUAUUUGAAAUUGCAUUUUGUUUGUUUGUUGAUGCUGGAACUCGCCUUGACAGAAUACUGUGUCAGUAUUUGCUUCGCUCGCUGCCUGAAGGUAAACGAUAAACUUAAAUGUGUACAUAUUCAUUUGCUGAAAAUUAAACUGGAUACAUUUUAA